This is a messenger RNA of Paraglomus brasilianum, 1446 nucleotides long. The record is from the annotation of a GenBank genome assembly. NCBI's taxonomy places the organism in Eukaryota, Fungi, Glomeromycota, Glomeromycetes, Paraglomerales, Paraglomeraceae.
AUGGAAAAACAAGUGAAGCAAAACUUUGAGAAAGUGACGCAGAAAAUACAGGAUGGCUCUGCAUCUGAUAUCGACUCUGAAAUAGUAUUGCGGCGUCAAGACUCGACCACCUCAGUUUCUACAAUAGCUACUUCGAUAACUUCAAUCUCUGUAUCUUCAUUAUACGACCUGUAUGAUAGACAUGAUCAACCAGUAAUCCAAGAGACUGCCGAAACCACUCAAGAGUCACUUGUCGACAGUGACCAUCCAUUUGUAAAUGAGGGCGAUUUGGCACCCGAAAUAAUCCAAGAAAUCCUCUCCUACCUAAUCAUACUAGAUCCGAACUGUCACGACUACCACUACUCCCCACGCGUAUACAAAUAUCUAUAUUCAUGUCUGCUAGUCAAUCGACUGUGGUGCCGGAGUACUGUUCCUCUGCUCUGGCGUCAACCGCUAAUAAAUAAUCCAUACUCGCGCGCAAAAGUGUUGCAAGUAUACUACUCGUGUCUAGACAACCACCAGAAACAACAGUUACAAUUCCAGGAACCUGAGAUACCCUUUGUAGACGCUCCCCUUCCAUUAUUUAACUACCCCUCCUUCUUAAGAUUUUUGGAUUACGACAAAUUAUUUCGAACCAUGGAAGCGUUAUGUAAAACAAUGUCAAGGAAAUGCUUUCAUAAUAUGCUCAAUGCAAUAUUACAGCUCAUUUCAAACAACACACCAAAAGUGAAUGGGUUUAGGUUCAUUGUCUGUAGAAACAAUUUUUGGAAACCACAAGAUAAUGAGAUGCUCAAGGCCGAUGGCAUAACCCAAAUGAUGAAAAGACUCAGAACAAUCGACAUAGGAGGAGAUAUAGGAUACGAACGACAAAAGCAUCUGUUGGAAUACUUGGCUGAACAUUGUAGAAUGCUGGAAUCUAUACGCGUGGGAGGAGGCCCACUGCUGAGACCCAAAACGCUUACUCAAUUUUCAUAUUCGAUAACCACGUCUACCACAUAUCCUGAAGAAAACGUAAUAUCAAACCUCAUACUAUCCCAAACGAAUCUCCAAUCUUUCGAACUUAGAGACAUUAAAUGGACAGGUCAAUCCAUUCGCCAUGCCCUCACUGCCGUAAUUUCGGCCGUCGGCACCCGAAAAACAUCUUUACGCCACCUUCAUUUCCACAGUGUCAAUUUCGAUCAAUGUUGCUCGUGGCAGGCUAUAAGUGCAUGCGAGAAUCUAGAGAGCAUAGAAUUAAUCGACUGCUCUGGCAUAACAACAGACAUGGUGCGUCCGUUGAUAGAGGGACGUUUGGAAAAGUUAAGAAAGGUGGUGAUCACACUCGAGGAUAAAGAUCGAGAAGAGCUAACGGACGAUAAAAAAGAAUUGUGGAAGUGGGUUGAUGGUGUCAAUGGGAGGAGUGGAGACGUACGCAAAACGGUAAAGCGUCCGAAAGGCUUAUUAGAAAGGUGGAGGAUUGACUGGUAA